Molecule: messenger RNA, 3132 nt
Organism: Microthlaspi erraticum
Lineage: Eukaryota; Viridiplantae; Streptophyta; Magnoliopsida; Brassicales; Brassicaceae
Source: the annotation of a GenBank genome assembly
AUGACUAACUUUCAUCUUUUUAAUCUGUCAGUGUUGAGCUCAACCUACCAUACCUCACCACUUCACCUUCAUUUCUGCGAAUCUCCAUACGACUCUUUGAGCUCUCUCUGUUUCUCCGCUGCUAUGGGUAGUUCCGGCGACGUUAACUGGAAACUUGAGGACCAUCCCAAGCUUCCCAAGGGUAAAACCAUCGGAUUGAUUGUUCUCGAUGGAUGGGGUGAAUCUGAACCUGAUCAAUUCAAUUGCAUCCAUAAAGCUCCAACUCCUGCCAUGGAUUCCCUUAAAAACGGCGUUCCUGACACGUGGAGGCUGAUCAAAGCCCACGGUACCGCCGUUGGUCUUCCCAGCGAAGAUGACAUGGGGAACAGUGAAGUCGGCCACAAUGCUCUCGGAGCCGGUCGUAUUUACGCUCAAGGAGCUAAGCUUGUUGAUCUCGCUCUCGCGUCCGGAAAAAUCUACGAAGACGAAGGUUUCAAAUACAUUUCUGAAUCGUUCGAGAAAGGCACUGUGCAUCUCAUCGGACUUUUGAGCGACGGUGGAGUCCACUCCCGCCUUGAUCAAGUGCAGUUGCUGUUAAAAGGUUUCGCAGAACGUGGCGCUAAAAGAAUCCGAGUCCACAUUCUUACUGAUGGUCGUGAUGUUUUGGAUGGCUCUAGCGUUGGCUUUGUGGAAACUCUUGAAGCUGACCUCGCUGCGUUACGUUCCAAAGGUGUUGAUGCUCAGGUCGCAUCUGGUGGAGGUCGUAUGUAUGUCACAAUGGACCGUUAUGAGAAUGAUUGGACUGUUGUGAAACGAGGGUGGGAUGCUCAGGUCCUUGGAGAAGCUCCACACAAAUUCAAAAACGCGCUUGAAGCGGUUAAGACACUGAGGGCUGAGCCUGGUGCGAAUGACCAGUAUUUGCCUCCGUUUGUCAUUGUUGAUGAUAACGGAAAGGCUGUUGGUCCAAUUGUUGAUGGUGACGCAGUUGUUACUUUCAAUUUCCGUGCUGAUCGGAUGGUCAUGCAUGCAAAGGCGUUAGAAUACGAAGAUUUCGAUAAGUUUGAUCGUGUGAGAGUCCCGAAGAUCCGUUACGCAGGAAUGCUCCAAUAUGAUGGAGAGCUAAAGCUCCCUAGCCGUUACCUUGUUUCUCCACCGUUGAUUGAUAGAACUUCUGGUGAAUAUCUUGCACACAACGGCAUCCGUACUUUUGCCUGCAGUGAGACUGUUAAGUUUGGCCAUGUGACCUUCUUCUGGAAUGGAAACCGCUCUGGAUAUUUCAACGAAAAGCUAGAACAGUACGUUGAGAUUCCGAGUGAUAGUGGAAUAUCAUUCAAUGUCCAGCCAAAGAUGAAAGCGCUGGAAAUUGCUGAGAAGGCAAGGGAUGCUAUUCUUAGUGGCAAGUUUGACCAGGUGCGUGUUAACCUGCCAAAUGGAGACAUGGUGGGUCACACCGGUGAUAUUCAAGCAACUGUUGUUGCCUGUGAGGCUGCUGAUGUUGCUGUGAAGAUAAUCCUUGAUGCCAUCAAUCAAGUGGGAGGGAUAUAUGUGGUCACAGCAGAUCACGGAAAUGCCGAGGACAUGGUUAAGAGGGACAAAGCUGGAAAGCCCGCUCUCGAUAAGGAAGGAAACCUUCAGAUUCUUACGUCCCACACCCUGAAACCAGUGCCAAUUGCCAUAGGAGGUCCUGGUUUGUCAGCAGGAGUUAGGUUCAGACAGGAUUUGGAUACACCUGGGCUUGCGAAUGUAGCUGCAACAGUGAUGAACCUCCAUGGAUUUGUGGCGCCAAGCGACUAUGAGCCGAGUCUGAUUGAAAGACGUAGAGUCGAAAGAAAAUUCCACGCUACCCUUCCAGGCUUUCCACUAGUUGCCUCAACCAUCACAUCCCAAGUGACGUUCCAGAUUCUUACCAUCGCUAAAAAAAAAGCGAGAAGAUCUAACGGCUACCAGCAAGGCCGAGAAUCCUUCCAGAUAUUUUGCUCAGCCAUCGAUUGUGUCGUAGAGAUCAAAAUGGUUGAUCAAGUUCAGCACCCGACUAUCGCGCAGAAAGCUGCUGGGCAGUUCUUGCGCUCAAGUGUAUCCAAAGACAUGCAAGUUGGUUACCAGAGGCCUUCGAUGUACCAAAGACAGGCAGCCUAUGGAAAUUACUCCAACGCUGCAUUUCAGUAUCCUCUCAACACAUCCCGGGCCAUGGCAACGAUUGCCUCUCCUGUGUUUGUCCAAGCUCCAGGAGAGAAAGGGUUCACUAACUUCGCUCUUGACUUUCUGAUGGGUGGUGUUUCCGCCGCCGUCUCAAAGACCGCUGCUGCUCCUAUUGAGCGUGUUAAGCUUUUGAUCCAGAACCAAGAUGAGAUGAUCAAAGCUGGCAGGCUUUCUCAGCCUUACAAGGGUAUUGGUGACUGUUUCGGCAGGACUAUUAAAGAUGAAGGUUUUGGUUCUCUAUGGAGAGGAAACACUGCCAAUGUCAUCCGUUACUUCCCUACUCAGGCAUUGAACUUUGCGUUCAAAGAUUACUUCAAAAGGCUUUUCAACUUCAAGAAAGACAAGGAUGGUUACUGGAAGUGGUUUGCUGGUAACUUGGGAUCCGGAGGAGCAGCUGGUGCCUCUUCCCUUCUCUUUGUGUACUCCCUUGACUAUGCACGUACUCGUCUAGCCAACGAUGCCAAGGCUGCAAAGAAAGGAGGUGGUGGCAGACAAUUCGAUGGACUUGUCGAUGUCUACAGAAAGACACUCAAGUCUGAUGGGAUUGCUGGUCUUUACAGAGGUUUCAACAUCUCCUGUGUUGGUAUCAUUGUGUACCGUGGUCUCUACUUUGGACUGUACGACUCUUUGAAGCCUCUUCUCCCUGGAGACUUGCAGGAUAGUUUCUUCGCUAGCUUUGCGCUUGGAUGGCUCAUCACCAAUGGUGCAGGUCUUGCGUCGUACCCAAUUGACACAGUCCGCAGAAGAAUGAUGAUGACGUCAGGCGAAGCUGUCAAGUACAAGAGUUCGAUGGAUGCGUUCAAGCAGAUCCUCAAGAACGAAGGAGCCAAGUCACUCUUCAAGGGAGCUGGUGCAAACAUUCUUCGUGCUGUUGCAGGUGCUGGUGUGCUCUCCGGUUACGACAAAUUGCAGCUGCUUGUGUUCGGAAAGAAGUACGGAUCAGGUGGUGCCUAA